AUCAUUUUGUCCUUCAUUUCUUUGACGUGUCAUCUUGGCUAUUUUCAUUUUUGUCCAAAUGGGCUGGCUCUGUGAGCUGCUGCGCUGGAAGGAGGAUCCGUCUCCGGAGAACAGGACGCUCUGGGAGAACCUCUCCAUGAUCCGCCGCUUCCUGAGCCUCUGCAUGGCCGAGCGGGACGCCAUCUACGAGCAGGAGAGCAGCGCGGGGCAGCAGCAGCACCACAACGAGCGCCCCAUGCACCUGACGCAGUUCUCUGACCAGCUACAGGCUCAGCUCCCUCAGUCCCAGCAGCAGCACCAGUACCAGCACCAGCCCUCCCUUCAGCACCCCUGCCAACCCCUUUUGUCCCAGCAGCCCUUGCAGCUCAUGCAGCCCUGCACCGGCCCCCGGUUGCCGCCGCGCCAGCCCUCCACCGCCUCUCCGGCCGAGACGGAGGACGAGGUCAGCCGCGGGGGGAUCAUGAAGUCCCGUACGUGUGGGGGGAAGAUCUCCCUAGAGGCGCUGGGCAUCCUGCAGAGCUUCAUCCAGGACGUGGGCCUGUACCCCGACGAGGAGGCCAUCCACACCCUGUCGGCCCAGCUGGACCUGCCCAAGCUCACCAUCAUCAAGUUCUUCCAGAGCCAGCGUUUCUAUAUCAACCACCCGGCCAAGGCGCCCAAGGAGCCCGGCAACAACAUCAACAGCACCGCGGCAACCACCAACACCACCAGCAGCAGCAGCAGCAGCAGCCCCGCCUUCGAGGAGGAGCUGACGGACUUCAGGGAGAGCGGAGAGCUGCUGAAGGAGAUGGAGGACAGCACGCAGACCAACAGCACCAUCUUCUCCAUCAAGAUCGAGGAGCAGCUGGCCCGAGGCGCGGAGGCCCAGGCGGAGUCAGAGCACGAGGCCGCGGAGUAGAACACACACCGAGUGGUCCCGCUCACACACACUGAUGACUGUGCUAAAUGUGACGCUCCGACACAGAUCCACCACACUGCAAACACAGAGAAGUAGUGUUUUUAAUCAGUUCAGCGCCCGGACUCUACGACGAGUGUUUAGAUAUAUCCGCUGCAGACUGACGUGAAGUGAGCGCUCACACACUGGAAAGCCCAUUUCAGACUCAAGUACUACUUUUUGGAUUUUGUAAAACUUGUAUUAUUAUCACUGUAAAGACUGAUGCAUCAUUUAAAUAAUCUGCACAAAAAAAAAAUAUUCUAAGUAUGUUGCCGUGGAUAUUUGCUGACUGCACUCUAUGUCUGUUGUUUUACACUGACUUACUUUAUCUUUUUGAGCUACUGAUUAUAUUUAAAAAGAAAAAAAAAGUCCCCCUGGAGUUUGCUAGGACUUUGAUAGGUGUUUACGUAUGUGAUGUUUAACUGGAUCUUAAAAAAAUAAAUAAAAAAAGCAAAAUAAAUUCAAGGACCAAGAGGUUGACAAGGCCUUAAUUAUGAAGCGUCGAGUCUGGAGCCUGCUGGCGGAUUAGUUAUUCUUUUAAAAAGUGCAAAAUGUGAUUAUGAAUCACUCCAAACUCUGGAACGCCAUCACCCAGCCCAGGUGAACCUGCGACAAUUGCUCAGUCUUUACAUAUUAUUUCUUAGGGAGGAAAUAUAAAUAUAUAUAUAUAGACAUUAUAUUGUAACUGUAAAAAAAGAUACAGUCUUAAAGAAACUAUGCCAACAAAUGCCUUGUACUAUACGGCACUGCCGAUGUUAGAUUAUUUUGCAAAACCUUUGUCACUGUAACUCUCUGAAUUUCCACACAGUUAGAAAUGUGAAUUCCACCAUGUUUAUGUUGUCUGACAUUAUUUAUUUGCAGUUCAUGCAGUGUUUCUGAUGUAAUUACUUUUUUUUUUUUAAGUUUAUGUUAGCUUUUUUUAAACCCCACCAAUCUUUUUUCUAUUUAUAAAUGUGAUUUCGAUGGGCAGUAAAAACAAAAAGUGUCUUAAACGUUUUAAAUGGAGAAAUGUGCUUUAAAGGUUGCCUAUAAAACGUGCUGUAUGUCGAGCAACUCAUGCUACAAGCUUCACAAUUAAUGUUGUAUGCAAUUUUUACUAUCAUGCAAAUAAGCUUAGGUAAAAUGACUAACCUAUAGAACACCUUAGAGAGAAAAACAUAUGCAAUCUGUGUGAAAAUCGAUGUCUGCGAUGUGUCUUCCUUUGGUUAACAAUCCAACUCAAAAAGCUAUUCCUGUAUAAAUAUUCUGUAUAAAAGUGUUUCUUUUUUAUGAGUUUAUUUCAAUAAGAACACCAGUUAUUUUGUUACGACUGACUGUUUUAUAAGUGUUUCUCGGUUCCUUUCUGCAGAAAUGUUCCAACUAGAAGUGGUUAUUGAUUGUUAAAUACACAAUUAAACUGUUUGUAUUGUA
Molecule: messenger RNA, 2344 nt
Organism: Notothenia coriiceps (black rockcod)
Lineage: Eukaryota; Metazoa; Chordata; Actinopteri; Perciformes; Nototheniidae
Product: DNA-binding protein SATB1-like
Exons: 3
Coding region: 59-898 (279 amino acids)
Biological process (GO): regulation of transcription by RNA polymerase II; chromatin remodeling
Molecular function (GO): RNA polymerase II cis-regulatory region sequence-specific DNA binding; DNA-binding transcription factor activity, RNA polymerase II-specific
Source: RefSeq, a predicted model, not a curated record